Molecule: messenger RNA, 2992 nt
Organism: Eubalaena glacialis (North Atlantic right whale)
Lineage: Eukaryota; Metazoa; Chordata; Mammalia; Artiodactyla; Balaenidae
Gene: ZCCHC7
Product: zinc finger CCHC-type containing 7
Exons: 9
Coding region: 300-1943 (547 amino acids)
Molecular function (GO): zinc ion binding; nucleic acid binding
Source: RefSeq, a predicted model, not a curated record
UUCCUGGUCGCAGCCGCGGCAGUGAGUAUGUGUGUGACGGACCUCAAGCCGUCUGCGGCCGGGGGACCCCUGCCCACCGGGCUGUGGAACUAGCGCGUGUCCCCUCGCCGGCCUCCGCGUCCCCCCUGUGUCCCUCACUCGUGGCGGGGCUCGGCUCGUGGCCUCUCAGUCGAGCUCUGCUCCACGCGACUCCGCGGACCGGCUGGGGUGUCCGCUUCUCCCUGCCCCUUCAAGGCCUGAGGCCGUGGUUCAAAAAUGGCUGGGCGCCCAUGGCCUCGCAUCAAGGUUACUGACUUUCCAUGAUGUUUGGUGGUUAUGAGACCAUAGAAGCAUAUGAAGAUGACCUUUAUCGUGAAGAGUCAUCUAGUGAACUGAGUGUUGAUAGUGAGGUGGAAUUUCAGCUCUACAGCCAAGUUCAUUAUGCCCAAGAUCUUGAUAAUGUCAUCAAAGAGGAAGAACAUGAAGUGAAGAACUCUGGGAAUUCUGAAUCAUUCAGUAGUAAACCAAAUCAGAAGAACUUAAUUAUCCUUUCAGAUAGUGAGGUCAUCCAGCUAUCAGAUGGGUCAGAGGUCAUCACACUGUCUGAUGAAGAUAGUAUUUAUAAAUGUAAAAGAAAGAAUUUUAGAGUCCAUGCAGAAGAAAAGACCCAAGGUCCUCCUGCUUUUCUUCAUUCUAAUGAGUUGGCAGAUAAGAAAUGCAAGAGGGAUAUUGAGGAGACUAAACCUGGAGAGAGAUCAGGUACAAUCCAAGAGGUCAUGAUUAUAGAGGUCAGUUCAAGUGAAGAGGAAGAGAGCACCAUUUCAGAAAGCGAUAAUGUGGAAAGCUGGAUGCUGCUGGGAUGUGAAGUUGAUGAUAAAGAUGACGAUAUCCUUCUCAAUCUUGUGGGGUGUGAAAAGUCUGUUAAUGAAGGAGAAGAUGGUGUAAACUGGUUCAUCAGUGACAAAGACGUUGAGGCACAGAUAGGUAGAAAAAGAACAUCUGGAAGAUGGACCCACCGAUACUAUUCAGUCAACAAAAACGUUACCUGUAGAAAUUGUGACAAAUGUGGCCAUUUGUCAAAAAACUGCCCCUUUCCACAAAAAGUCCGCUCCUGCUGCCUCUGCUCCGAGAGAGGACACCUCCAGUAUGCCUGUCCGGCCCGCUUUUGCUUUGACUGUUCUUUGCCUAUGUCUUCUACUCACAGAUGUCUUGAAAGACCUUCCUGGAGAAAACGGUGUGACAGAUGUGAUAUGAUAGGCCACUAUGCUGAUACUUGCCCAGAAAUCUGGAGGCAGUAUCACCUAACGACCAAACCUGGACCACCCAAAAAGCCAAAGACCCCUUCUGGACAAUCAGCCUUAGUGUAUUGCUACAACUGCGGACAAGAAGGCCAUUACGGACAUGAAUGUACAGAAAGACGAAUGUUUAACCAGACCUUUCCAACAUCUCCAUUCAUCUACUACUAUGAUGACAAAUACGAAAUCCGGGAGAGAGAUCAGAGAAUAAAACGAAAAGUGAAAGAACUCCAGAAGAAUGGGGACUUUCCAAGGCAGUUCAAGAGGCCUCAUAUGGAAGCAGCAGAUAAGAGGCCCCACCGUGAUAUGAGGAAGAGCCAUGCCUCAUGGAGAAAUAACACAUGGCCUCAAGAAAAGAAAGAAACCCAAAAAGAAGCCAUGAACAGGACCAGCAGAGAGCGUGAGAAGCACAGGAAGGCUGACAGGUGUCAUGAAGUGGAUGAGGACUACCCCAGGGGCCCCAGAGUCCACUCUUCUCCUGGCACUGUCAAAACCCAGAAGUCUCACAAGCCCUUUCACCACUCAUCGCAUUACCACAAGCCAAGAGAAGACAGGCUGCCCAGAGAGGGCAGGAGGGUCAGGCAUAAGAAAAAGGAGAGCUGUUUGGAGGAUGAUGGCAAUGAUAAUUUAUUUCUCAUUAAGCAGAGGAAAAAAAAGUCUAAGGUGUGAGUUAGCUUCUGAUUUGGCUUCCCAGUGUUUGGUCUUCGUGUCUACAACAUCCUGGCAAUAUUUGUAUUAUCUAUGAUUAAAUAAAAUGAGGUUUUUGUUUUUGUUUUUGUAAUCUCAGCCAUACCUAGAGCUAUUGAACAAAGUCCUUGGAGAUCUCAGUUCUCUGUGUCCAACAGGUUAUUAGGUAAGAAAACAGAAAGAUAAACUCGGACUUCCCCUGUUCCAGGACGUCACUUCUAUUCACUCAGUACCCUAGGGAUAGGAAGAAUUAAUCUUUUCACAAAAAAAUUUUUGUAAUAUUUUGAAAAAAUAGAAAAGCUCAUUAAAUGUAUGCAGUGUAUGAAAAUUAAAUCCUUGCAAGAAGAUAAAUUAAUGCUAAUAUGAAAAAUUCAUCACUCUUUUUCAGCAUUCCUUUUUUUUAAAUAUCGGAAAGGAUAAUAACUAUAUAUCUAAAUCUGGGUUUUCUUGCUUCUGAAGCUGGGUGUCAGAAUCUUACUUUGGUCAGAGUAUCACAGGCUGAAAAUGAAGGUGUCGUCAUUGAAGCACUGAAGAGACAGGGAAUUAGGUUUUAGAGCAAAAUACAAGUAAGGAAUCCAUCCAGAGUAAAUGUUGAGAAACAGAUUUCCUGAAACAAGUGAAAAGAGUCAUCAGAAUUUUUAACUUAAUCACAAGGAAAUCGUUUUUACCAUUUUUACAGCCAUACUUGAGGAAGACUGUCCCUCAGAUAUUUAAGAUGAAUAUCAUCCAACUUAAAAAAUUGUUUUGUUCUCAUGGGUUUUUUAACUACCACAGAGUUAUACAGAAAUUUUUAUACUUGUGAACCUUUUGUACUUAUCAGAGCCUAAUGUUAGAAUAAGAAAAAUAAAAUGUCUGAAAUAGAGGAAAUAAAUUUGUCUACUAUGUAAAAAGACAAUGAGAGUUUGAGUAGUGACAAAGGGCGUACUUGGGUUGGACAAGUGACUAUAAAGUUAUAAAAAUCUCUAUAAACUGGGGUCAAAUGCCCUUACUGUGCCCAAGCACUAGCUUUAUGCCAGAAUAAAAUGAGAUGG